AUGGCUCUAAGUGGAGGACUGGUGCUAGGAUUUUUCUUCCUGGCUGUCCUGAUGGGCCCUCAGGAAUCAUGGGCUGUCAAAGAGGAUCAUGUGAUUAUUCAGGCUGAGUUCUAUCAGUACCCUAGCCAGUCAGGCGAGUAUAUGUUUGACUUUGACGGUGAUGAGAUUUUCCAUGUGAAUAUGGAAAAGAAGGAGACAGUCUGGAGACUUGAAGAAUUUUCACAUUUUGCCAGCUUUGAGGCUCAAGGUGCAUUGGCCAAUAUUGCUGUGGACAAAGCCAACCUGGAAAUCAUGAGGAAGCGCUCCAACAACACACCAGUUGACAAUGAACCUCCAGAAGUGACGGUGCUUUUGAACCACCCUCUAGAAAUUGGACAGCCCAAUGUCCUCAUCUGUUUCAUUGACAAAUUCUCCCCACCAGUGCUCAAUGUCACAUGGCUUAAAAAUACAGUACCUGUCACCACAGGAGUUUCAGAAACAGUCUUCCUGCCCAGAGAAGACCACCUUUUCCGCAAGUUCUACUAUCUCCCCUUCCUGCCCUCAGGGGAUGAUGUCUAUGACUGCCAGGUGGAUCACUGGGGUCUUGAUAAGCCAAUCAUCAAACACUGGGAAUAUGAAUUGCCAACCCCCUACCCAGAGACAAAGGAGAAUAUGGUGUGCAUUCUGGGCCUGAUUGUGGGUCUGGUGGGCAUCAUUGCUGGUACCAUCUUGAUUAUCAAGGGCACGCGCAAAGGCAAUGCCGUUGAACGCCGUGGGCCUCUCUAA
This is a messenger RNA of Elephantulus edwardii (Cape elephant shrew), 765 nucleotides long. Its product is annotated as mamu class II histocompatibility antigen, DR alpha chain-like. The transcript is spliced from 4 exons. Gene Ontology annotation, biological process: peptide antigen assembly with MHC class II protein complex; immunoglobulin production involved in immunoglobulin-mediated immune response; positive regulation of T cell activation. Bases 1 to 765 code for a protein of 254 amino acids. Lineage: Eukaryota; Metazoa; Chordata; Mammalia; Macroscelidea; Macroscelididae. The record is from RefSeq and is a predicted model, not a curated record. Gene Ontology annotation, molecular function: MHC class II protein complex binding. Gene Ontology annotation, cellular component: membrane; MHC class II protein complex.